Messenger RNA from Paracoccidioides brasiliensis Pb18, 441 nucleotides. RefSeq lists its product as uncharacterized. The coding region runs from base 1 to 441 and encodes 146 amino acids. The record is from RefSeq and is a predicted model, not a curated record. The transcript is spliced from 2 exons.
AUGACUGAAGGCACGUCCUGGUGGUUGGCGAGUUCAGAAAGUCCCAAGGAGGAGAUCAGGGCCAAAGGAACACUCUGCUGCAGAUGGGCCACUACCCCACCCAGCGGUUCGUCCACGCAUUCGCUGUCUGCGGGACCAAGAUGGAUGCGUCGGUGCUUGACUGCUCGGGUCCCUACAGCUCAGAGCAUCAUCAAUGCCUAUGAGGACUCAAGACAGUUCUUUCAGGUGCAUGUGGGUUAUACCACGAUGAGUGAUGAGGAGCUGGGACUGAACACUUUAAUUUCUAGGGAUGAAGGCGGCAGCAAAUCAAUAACUGCCAGAGGACCUGGGACCUCAGAGGAAAUGGUGCUGCAGCUGGGUGAAUUGCAUUUCUUUCAACAUGCCAUCGUGUUUUGUGGGACCAUAUGUUUUCUUGCAAACAAGGACAGGUGGAAGGUGUAG